GUGGUUGCGGCUGAGGGAGGUUGCCCGCGGUGGGGCACCUCUCAAGCCCUACAGUUGAAUGGUGAAGACUGAAGAUGACCCUGGCACCGCCAGCUUGGAAUCGUCAAUCGGCCUCCUUUUUUGGAUUUUAUUUAUUAUUAUUAUUAUUUUAUUUUCUUCGCGAUAUUUUGGGCACGCAGGGGUUAGCGGACUAUCAGGGAUUAGGAGAAGAACCAAAUAGGCUGCAUGAUGUGAAACCACCGCUAGAAACAUGGAAGCCCGACUGAGGGAUGGAUUAUGGAAGGAAAAACACGCUGAGGCCGGAAGGAUGAUUGUCCCGGGGGCAGGGAAUGGCGACGGCGGUGGCACAAGUUUCAGCCGGCGUAGCACAUUUCCAGUCGGCCGGAUGAAACUGACCGUCCUUAUCGGCGAUGUCCAUGUCCAUGUCAGAUUCGCUAGUUUUGCUCGAAUGGGGCAGUCGCCAUCAUUCAGCGAGGAAUUGGCAAGUGCACAGUCGCCCAGGAGAGUAAUCCUGCUCCACCCAGUCUCGGCACCAGGGUUAUUCGAGACGGUGUCAGGCCUUCUGAAGCUAUUCUCUGGCUAUCUAUCCGGGGCUACGGGCCGGGUCCAUGGUCACGGAAUGGCCUGUCAAAACAAAAUCUCCUUCAGCAUCGGGAACCACGGUGGUCGCCGGUGGGAAAAGAACGAGCAGAAGAUACCUCGGGAUGUGUCAGGUCCGUGUCUUGCCUGUGUCUGUGUCUGUGUCUGUGUGUCUGCGUGUCUGAACCUGCCUGCAUGGCCUGAUGGCCUGGAGUCUGACGACAGCUUGCCAGGCCCCCUCAACCUGCAUCAGCACGGCGAGAAAUCUGCAUGCGUUGUUGCACAAAAGCCUCAUGCCACGUUUUCUGGGGAGCGCAUCAUCCUCCCUAGCUGGGAUUAG
Aspergillus steynii IBT 23096 is the source of this 919-nucleotide messenger RNA. RefSeq lists its product as uncharacterized. The record is from RefSeq and is a predicted model, not a curated record. NCBI's taxonomy places the organism in Eukaryota, Fungi, Ascomycota, Eurotiomycetes, Eurotiales, Aspergillaceae. The transcript is spliced from 2 exons. Bases 251 to 919 code for a protein of 222 amino acids.